CCUUUCCCUCUUCCUGCCUCCCUGCCCUGCCCGUGUCGCCUGCCGCUGUCGCGCGUCUCCUCCACCGCCCGCACGCCCGCCUCCCUCUUCCCCCCUCCUGAUCUCCUGCUCGCACAUCCACAGGGCGCGCUCGCCUGUCGCAGUUGGUCGCGCACCCCCCUCCGCCGGGGCCUCCGUCGGCCGCUUUCCCGUUCCCCCCUCCCCUCGCUCCUCCUGUCCCCUCCCCCCGUGCCCCGCGUAGACACGCCCCGCGCGGCCGCCAUGGCGCCGAACACCCUCGCCCCGAUGUCGGUGGACAAGGGCGCCUGCCCGAAGACCGCCAGCCGGAGCCACCCCGCCAAGAAGGCCGCCGGCGCGGCCGCCAACCCGGACAAGUACUCCUCCUUCGGCAAGGACGAGUCGGCCGCCGAUCCGGAGUCCGACCUCUACAAGCCGAUCCCCACGGUGCAGGACAAGUGGAAAAUCCUCCCCUCCUUCCUGGAGGUCCGCGGCCUGGUCAAGCAGCAUCUGGACUCCUUCAACUACUUCAUCAAUGAGGACCUGCGGCUGAUUGUCAGCGCCAACGCCCGGGUGGUCAGCGACGUGGACCCCUCCUUCUACCUGAAGUACACCAAUGUCUAUGUCGGCAAGCCCAGCAUCGAGGAGGACCUCACGCAUCAUGACAUCCGCCCGCAGGAGUGCCGCCUGCGCGAGCUGACCUACUCCGCGCCGAUUUUCGUCGACAUCGAGUACACUCGUGGCCGGUCGAUCGUCGGCCGGCGGGGCGUCCUCAUCGGCCGCAUGCCGAUCAUGCUCCGGUCCUCGCACUGUGUUCUCUACGGUCGCACCGAGGACGAGGUCAUCCAGAUGGAGGAGUGCCCGAUCGAUCCCGGUGGCUACUUCGUGUGCAAGGGUGUCGAGAAGGUCAUCCUCAUUCAGGAGCAGCUGUCCAACAACCGUAUCAUCGUCGAGCUCGAUCGCAAGGGCUUUGUCACGGCCUCGGUCACCUCGUCCACCCACGAGCGCAAGUCCAAGACCAACCUCAUCACCAAGUCCAACAAGAUCUACCUGAAGCACAACUCCAUGACCGAGGACAUCCCGAUUGCCAUCAUCCUCAAGGCCAUGGGCAUUGAGAGCGACCAGGAGAUCAUCCAGCUGAUCGGCUCGGAGCAGAUCUUCGCCGAUGCCUUUGGCGCCUCGCUGCAGGAGGCCUCCCUGGCCAAGGUGUUCACCAGCCACCAGGCGUUGGAGUACAUCGCCAACCGGGUGCGCAUGCCGAAGCGCGCGUGGGGCGGCCCGGCCGUGCAGCGCCGCAGCCGAGUCGAUGAGGCCCGCGACAUCCUGGCCCAGGUGGUGCUGGCUCAUGUGCCGGUGCCGCAGUUCUACUUCCGCAAGAAGGCCAUCUACAUCGGGCUCAUGAUCCGUCGAAUGAUUCUGGCCCAGAAUGACCCGUCGCACAUCGAUGAUCGUGACUACUAUGGUAACAAGCGUCUGGAGCUUGCCGGCCAGCUGCUUGGUCUCCUGUUCGAGGAUCUGUUUAAGCGCUUCAACUUCGAGCUCAAGCGCAGCAUCGACCAGACCCUGAGCAAGUCCAACCGCUCGCAGCCCUUCGACGUGAGCCGUCUGAUCCAGGUCCGCCAGGAUGUCAUCACAAAUGGCCUGGUGCAUGCGAUCUCCACCGGGAAUUGGUCCGUCAAGCGCUUCAAGAUGGAGCGCGCCGGUGUCACGCAGGUCCUCUCGCGGCUGUCCUUCGUGUCGGCCCUCGGCAUGAUGACGCGCAUUAGCUCGCAGUUCGAGAAGACCCGGAAGGUGUCCGGCCCGCGAGCCCUGCAGCCGUCGCAGUUCGGCAUGCUCUGCCCGUCGGACACGCCGGAAGGUGAGGCGUGUGGCCUGAUCAAGAACCUGGCGCUCAUGACUCACGUCACCACGCACGUGGCCGAGACCCAGAUCGCCAACAUUGUCUUCAGCAUCGGGGCCCAGGAUGCCGAGCUGUACAGCGGCACCGAGCUGGCCGGGUCCACGGCCCUGCCCGGGGUCGAGCCGUACCUGGUCUUCCUGAAUGGUAGCAUGCUGGGUGUGGUGAAUGAUGCGGACAAGUUUGUGUCGGAGUUCCGGCAGAUCCGCCGGGCAGGCCUGGUGAGCGAGUUCGUCUCGGUCUAUCGGAACAGCGCUCAGCGGUGUGUGCACAUUGCCAGCGAUGGCGGCCGCGUGUGCCGGCCAUUGGUCAUCGUGGACACGCGAACCGGCGCCCCGCGGGUCACCGCACGGCACAUCACCGAGCUGCGCCUGGGGCUGCGGUCCUUCCAGGACUUCGUGCGCGAUGGGCUGGUCGAGUAUCUGGAUGUCAAUGAGGAGAAUGACUCGCACAUUGCCCUGUACGAGAACCUCAUCCACCGGGACCAGACCACGCACCUGGAGAUCGAGCCCUUCACCAUCCUCGGUGUGUGUGCCGGUGUCAUCCCCUACCCGCACCACAACCAGUCCCCGCGUAACACCUACCAGUGCGCCAUGGGCAAGCAGGCCAUCGGUGUCAUCUCCUACAACCAGUACCAGCGCUUCGACACGCUGCUGUAUUUCAUUUGCUACCCGCAGCGGCCGCUGGUCACCACGCGGGCUUUCCAGAUGGUGGACUUCGACAAGCUCCCUGCCGGGCAGAACGCCAUCAUCGCCGUCAUGAGUUACACCGGCUAUGAUAUUGAGGAUGCGCUGGUCAUGAACAAGGCGUCGCUCGAUCGUGGCUUUGCCCGAUGCCAGGUCCUGCGCAAGCACUCGACCGUCAUUAAGAAGUACCCGAACCAGAGCUUCGACCGGAUUGUUGGUCCGCCCCCUGGCGACCAGACUGGCACCAAGUUCGGCGUCCUGGAGGCCGAUGGCAUUUGUGGCGUCAGUGAGCGCAUCGAGCCGGGCCAGAUCUACGUCAACAAGCAGACCCCCAUCAAUACCAGCGGUACCCUGCGCGAUUUGUCCGUCAUCUCGGACGCCAGCUUCAAGAGUGCCCCGAUGACCUUCCGCUCGCCGUGCUCCGGCUACAUUGACAAGGUGAUCCUCACUCCGAACAAUGACAACCAGCUCCUGGUCAAGGUCAACAUGCGAACCACCCGGCGACCGGAGCUCGGCGACAAGUUCAGUUCCCGUCACGGGCAGAAGGGUGUCGUCGGUGUGAUCGUCAACCAGGAGGACAUGCCCUUCACGGAUGAGGGCCUCUGCCCGGACAUCAUCAUGAACCCCCACGGUUUCCCCAGUCGAAUGACCGUCGGCAAGAUGAUCGAACUGCUGGCCGGCAAGGCCGGUGUGCUUGAAGGCGAGGACCGCUACGGCACGGCCUUCGGCGGUGACAAGGUCGAUGACAUGGGCGAGCAGCUCAUUGCCCACGGGUACAACUACUUCGGCAAGGACUACCUGACGUCGGGUGUCACGGGUGAGGCCCUGACGGCAUACGUCUUCUUCGGACCGGUGUACUAUCAGAAGCUGAAGCACAUGGUCAUGGACAAGAUGCAUGCCCGUGCGCGCGGCCCCCGUGCCGUCCUCACUCGCCAGCCGACCGAGGGUCGCUCUCGAGAUGGCGGUCUGCGCCUGGGUGAGAUGGAGCGCGAUUGUCUGAUCGGCUAUGGCGCGUCCAUGCUCCUACUUGAGCGCCUGAUGACCUCGUCUGAUGAGUUCGAGGUUGACGUGUGCAAGCGCUGCGGCCUUCUCGGCUACGCCGGCUGGUGCAACUACUGCAAGUCCUCCUCGGAAGUCAGCCAUCUGAAGAUCCCCUACGCGUGCAAGCUCCUCUUCCAGGAGCUUCAGGCGAUGAACAUCGGAAAAAUCUAG
Molecule: messenger RNA, 3792 nt
Organism: Fonticula alba
Lineage: Eukaryota; Rotosphaerida; Fonticulaceae
Product: DNA-directed RNA polymerase III subunit RPC2
Exons: 13
Coding region: 262-3792 (1176 amino acids)
Biological process (GO): DNA-templated transcription
Cellular component (GO): RNA polymerase III complex
Molecular function (GO): DNA binding; ribonucleoside binding; DNA-directed RNA polymerase activity
Source: RefSeq, a predicted model, not a curated record